ACUCGCGUUCUGUCUCUGCCGCAUGCGCGCAUGCAGGCAACUGUUUUAUUUCGAGUGAAGAAGUGUGAUGUGCUCGCAAAGCCGUCGCAAGCAGCAGAGUUGCGUUUGUGGGCUUCGCAUGAAGAAAGCGAGGAAAACGGUUUUUAUUGCAGACCCAUAGUCGCGUCUGCGUGCAUUCGUCUUGUAGUUCCGUGAUGUUUCUCUCUUCCACUUGCCUCCCGAAGAAAAUCCAGCUCGCGGAAAGGUGAGUCGCCGGGGGGCGUUCACUGCUCGCGUCCGGCUCACGUCCUUGAUUUGCUUGGGUCUUUUUUCUUCCUUCAGUCUUUUGCCGCAGUGAUCGCAUUUCGCUUCGGCGAGCCACCCUGUUUUUUUCCGCAGCCCUCGCGAAGGCGAAAACCUUCCUCAGCUGCUGUCCUUUCUCAGGAGCAUGUGUGUCGAUUCUCUCGCAGCAUGCAACCUGUUCCACUCUUCAGAAAGUUGGUAUCUGCUGUUUUUCAAGGCCGCUUCUGAAUUUCGUCUUCACCUCUUCUGUCCCUCGUCGCAACGUCGCCUUGCACGCUUCCGUCUUCUUCGAAACUCCUCGAGGUCCGCUGCUCUCCGAACUCGGCCCUGGCGAUAAGUCGAGCGCUUCUGUCUUUUUCGGUCGAUUUCUUUGUCGGCGACAGAGAAGAUGCGCAGGCCGUCUGGACCAGGCUUCCGUCUGCGCGCCCUGUUGUCCUCCUCACGAUUUCUGUCUGCUUCCCCCCUCCAACUUGCGUCUCAAGAGAUUCCUUCGUCCAAGGUUUCUACCGAGCCCCGCUGUGCAUGCACCGAAGGAACCUGAGCGUUUUCCGCUGCCGUGGAAACUUCGCCGCGGAACUCCGCCAAAUCGACGUCUCCGCAGGGAUCUGAGCAUCCGCCUAUAAGAGCAACGCUUCGAGCCGCCAGGCUCGGCUCCCCGGCAAGAGCACCGCUGCGCGUAGGACUCUCCGGAGACGCAGAAAACGGUCUCUGCUGCGCAACUCCUUCUGGAUGAAAUUCUUCUUCGUCUCACCUCUCCGUUCCUCGUGCGUCGCCGUAUAUUCGGGCAACGGCCGCAGGAGGCGUAACUGUGGCGGACUGAAAUCUUCUUUCGUCUGGUCCAUCGGUCGCCGCAGGACGGCCCGGUCGCGUCGCAGAUACUCUGUCGACUUUGUCUGUUUCCUCACAAUUCGGUUCAGAGGUCAUUCCGGAACUCUGCGUCUUCAGUGCCGGCCGGAUACGCAGGCUUCGGUGACGAAAUCUGCGUCUGAGGGUGAAUGUUUACGCGCCGCGACUUGAGGAUCCGCGCCUCUGUCGCAGUCUGCCUGAGACUCGAAAGAGUCGUUUUCCGAGGCCUCAGGAACCUUCGCCGAUCUCUCAGCGGCGGAGCGUCGCCGCGUCUGAGGGCAUCGGAGUUCUCUCGCUCUCUUCGAAAGCGAGAAAGUCCAUGUCACAGAGUCAACUCGCCCAGAGUGCAUGUGCGACAAGGAAAGCAGCCUGAGGAAAGGAGAGGUCUGAAGCUGAAGAGGGCAGGGUGCCCACCUGAAUCACAGAGUUUUGCCAAAGUCUCUCCCCUCCUCUGGUGUUUGUGGUUCCACGCUCCUCCUUCUCUUCCUCGAACUCGUUCACCGUCUUCUUCCCCUUCCGCGUCUGCUUCUGUUCGUCGAGUCCUUCUUGUGCCUGCGUCCGUUUGUUCUCGCCUGUUUCUUCUCACUUUUUGACUGAAAGAUGUUGCCGUUCUGCGGCGUCAACGCCGAGACGCUGGUGCAAGCGCUCCAGAAGCAGAAGCUUCGAGUCGACGGUCGCGGCCCGGACCAUUUCCGGCGUCUCCAGAUUUCUUUUCGGCAGAGCAAUGGCUACGCGGAGAUCGCGUUGGGUCACACCCGCUGCGUGUCUCAAGUAACUGCGCGCCCGUUUGCCUUGCUGCCGACGGACCGAGCGUCUGACGGGGAGUUGUCGUUCCGCGUUUCUCUGUCUCCGUCCAUUCCUGCAACUUCUGCAGAGCUGGCCGGACAAGUUGCGCUUGCUGCCUCGCUAGCUGCAGACAGCCGCAGACGCGGAGGCAAAAGUUCGGAACUCGAACGCGAGCUCGAACGCAUGCUUCGUCGCCUCCUCAAAGACAGUCGAGUCGUCGACACCGAGGCGCUCUGCAUUCAAAGCGGAAAAUGGGCUUGGCAUGUCCUUGUGGCAGUGACGGUUCUAGAGGACGAUGGAAAUUUGCGGGAUGCGGCUCUUCUGGCUGCACUCUGCGGACUCAUGCACUUCAAAAAGGAAGCAGUGACCGUCGACGGGGAGACAGCGGUGCUUCAUGCUGCGGCAGAUCGCGAGCCGCUGCCUCUGUGCAUCCACCACCUGCCCGUCCUCGUUUCGUUUGCUUUCUUGCCGCCUCGAACGUCGCUGCUCAACGUCAGUGCGCCGAAGACCGAGGGGGAAGAAGAAGAAAAUGUCUCCGGAUCUUCUUUUCCGAGUGACCUGCGCAACGUCCACGAUGACGACGACGACGUGGACUACGUCGUCGACCCGUCAGCUCUUGAGGAGGCAACUCUCCCAGGCAAGGUGUCGAUUGCCGUAGGGAAGCAGGGCGAGCUCUGUGGCAUGUACAAAGUCGGAGGACCUGUUCUUCGGUUUUCUCACCUCAUGAAACUCACCAAGCUCGCCGCAGCGAAGGCGAAAGAACUUUUGUCGAUUGUUCAGGCGGCUAUCCAGCAGGAGCGCGAGGGCCAGCAGCGGCGCCGCCGAACAAACGCGCGAAGCCGGUACGACGAGCCGUCUGUUCUCCUGACUCUGCCGGAGAAACACACGCUGCCGCUUCCGUCAACAGGCCUGACGGUACCGAGUGCUCCGGUCCUUCCGACCCAACCGUGUUUUUCUGCUUCUUCUCCCGAAACAGAGUCGCCGACAUGGCCUGUCGCUACGCUGGACGACUCGCGAAAGUCUUCUGAAUCCAGUUCUGCGUUGCCACCUUCGCCACCGCGCCUGUGUCGGAGCUCCGAGCCGCGAGAGGAGGGCCGCGCUCACGGAGAACGAGUUUUUCACGGCGGAGGAAAUCGACGAAGUAUGGAACAGAGAGAAACAAACAAUUCCAUUCAGAACAGCGGAGCGGAGCGGAGCAGUCCGGCGAGGCUGACCUUCCCGUUCACGCAGCAGUUUCUGAAGGGGCGCCUGCGACGGAGGAUCCCGACAAACCGGUGCAGCAACGCGAGUUGGGAGUCAACUCACGAUUCCAGAUGGGUUUGAAUGGAGAACUCGGGGAUCCCGGAGAGGAAGACCUCGAUCUGUCGAGUGCGAUUUCAUCUUCGUUCGCCUCCAAGGUGAAAAAACUGCGGAAGUCGCCGUGAACAAAUAACGCCAAACUUUGUGAGUGCGUGCGUUUUGCGCUCCCGCCGUCGGGGGUGUUCCGGUGGGCAGACGAAGUGUUUCCGAUUCACUGCGGGUUGCCAUCGCUGUCGAGCUCUAACUUCAGACUCGGUAGUAAACUUUGGUGCCAGUUGUUUGUCCAGUUCGUCAGAUGCGGUUCGCAGGGACGAGCUGUAUUUUGCUGAAUACAUGGUUGUCAAAGCAGACUUUUUACCGGCAGGUCUCGACCAGUGCGCUCCCAAGCAUUGGUGCUCCACCUAGCAGCACCAGAUGGUCGGCAGAGCGACGUUAGUCUUUCAUGCGUAUCCUCCUUCCUCUUGCCGUAUACAAGCCAUCCGCAGAGCUAGCAAAUGGCAAACGAAAUCCACAACACCCCGUGCUGAGUUCGCAUCACAGCAGGACCCCACUCCCC
Toxoplasma gondii ME49 is the source of this 3769-nucleotide messenger RNA. Its product is annotated as 3' exoribonuclease family, domain 1 domain-containing protein. The record is from RefSeq and is a predicted model, not a curated record. NCBI's taxonomy places the organism in Eukaryota, Apicomplexa, Conoidasida, Eucoccidiorida, Sarcocystidae. Gene Ontology annotation, cellular component: nuclear exosome (RNase complex); cytoplasmic exosome (RNase complex). Bases 1729 to 3237 code for a protein of 502 amino acids. Gene Ontology annotation, biological process: exonucleolytic trimming to generate mature 3'-end of 5.8S rRNA from tricistronic rRNA transcript (SSU-rRNA, 5.8S rRNA, LSU-rRNA); nuclear polyadenylation-dependent mRNA catabolic process; TRAMP-dependent tRNA surveillance pathway. The transcript has 7 exons.